Molecule: messenger RNA, 894 nt
Organism: Cariama cristata (Red-legged seriema)
Lineage: Eukaryota; Metazoa; Chordata; Aves; Cariamiformes; Cariamidae
Gene: ACOT7
Product: acyl-CoA thioesterase 7
Exons: 9
Biological process (GO): palmitic acid biosynthetic process; acyl-CoA metabolic process
Cellular component (GO): cytosol; nucleoplasm; extracellular exosome
Molecular function (GO): long-chain fatty acyl-CoA binding
Source: RefSeq, a predicted model, not a curated record
AUCAGCACCCGCCACUGCAACUCUCAGGCUGGGGAGCCCUGCGUGGCCGCGCUGGCGCGGGUGGAGCGGACAGACUUCCUCUCCCCGGUGUGCAUCGGUGAGGUGGCCAAUGUCAGCGCCGAGAUCACCUAUACCUCCCGGCACUCUGUGGAGGUCCAGGUCAACGUCAUGUCUGAAAACAUUUUAACAGGGGCGAAGAAGGUGACAAACAAGGCAACGCUGUGGUACGUGCCGCUGUCCCUGAAGAACGUGAACAAGGUCCUGGAGGUUCCCCCCAUCCAGUAUGCGAGAAAGGAGCAGGAGGAUGAGGGGAAGAAGCGUUACGAGGAGCAAAAGCUGGAUCGGUUGGAAACUAAGCAGAGAAAUGGUGACAUGAUCUUCCCUGUCAUCAACCCAGAUAGGCAGACAAAAGAGCCGCACACUGUCGGCUACAGCCAGUCCAGCCUGGGACCAUCGGACGGCACGCUGCUGGGCUUCGUGCAUGGAGGUGUCACCAUGAAGCUCAUGGACGAGGUUGCUGGGAUUGUGGCCGCCCGCCACUGCAAGACCAACAUCGUCACUGCCUCGGUGGAUGCCAUCAACUUCCAUGAAAAGAUCAAAAAAGGCAGCGUCAUCACCAUUUCGGGGCGCAUGACCUUCACGAGCAAUAAAUCCAUGGAAAUUGAAGUCUUUGUGGAUGCCGACCCAUUCGUGGAUGAGCCUCGGGAGCGGUACCGUGCCGUCAGCGCCUUCUUCACCUACGUCUCCCUGAGCAAGGAGGGGAAGCCCCUACCUGUCCCGCAGCUGCUGACGGAGACGGAGGAUGAGAAGCGGCGCUUCGAGGAAGGGAAGGGCAGGUACCUCCAGACGAAAGCCAAGCGGCAGGCGCAGAUGCAACAGGCUGCCCGGCAGUGA